AUGUCAUCGGGAGAUCCACCUCGACCACCCCCAGUUGAUAAAGGGAAAGGUAUUGCAAAAACAAGAAAGAGACGUAAUAAUUAUAUGCUUCGGAUUCCACUCCGACCCAUCACCCCUACCCUGGGCUUACAUAUGCCAUCCUUAUCUUCCCCACCUCCACCCACAGGGUUACAUAACCCUACAUCUAUCUCGGCGUCUCAUAUGCCAUCCUCAUUUUCUCAACCUCCACCCAUAGGGUUGCAUACCCUUGUUGUUGCUCCCAGGCCCCCUUCUGUACCACCCUCACAUAUACCAUCCUCAUCUUCCUCAGCUCCACACACACUGGGUUACAUACCCCUUCUACAGACAUUGGAGCAUCCCCAUCACCUCAUAUUGUACCAUCCCCAGCCUCGAUUGGUGGCCCAUCUUCUGUCGUUUGUUCCAUAUAGAGUUGCUUCACAGGCUAUCACAAAGACAAUCAAGCAACAAUUUCUUAAUCUUUGGCCAUCAUGGGGAUCAAUACCUGAAAAAGACAAGGACAUUUUUUGGCAACGCUUCAAGAGAAAUUUCAACGGCAAAGCUUCUCAUCGUCUCUUUGAGCUAUUUAGAGAUGCUAGAAUGGGUAGAGAAAGGCUAGAAUGGAUUCCUAAUGAUGUGUGGACAAGGCUGCUAGAACAUUGGAAUUCUCCAAGUUAUCGAAGCAAAUGUAUUGCAACAAAAAAGAAUAGGGCUUCUGAAACAGGUGGAACCCUACAUAUAAGGGGAUCCAUUACCACUUACGAGUAUGCCCUUCGUAUGGCACAGGAAGAAUUUCAGACUAGGCUUUCUCAAGUCAUAUAUGAGGUUUCGUCAUGUGCUGAUGGAACACAAGAACAAUCCUCUGCUGAUCCUACACAGGAUGAUUCUAUCAGGACUAGGUGUUGGAUUGAGACAGUAAGAGGGAAAAAGAAAGGAAGACUUUAUGGGGUUGGUCAACUUGUUUCAAAAUAUACUGGUCCAAAUGAAAGUCUGAACCAACUACCAGCUUCUUUCUCUUCUAAUACUGAGGACCUCACUAAUAUUAGGCAGCAACUUUCACGCAGCCUGGAGGAAAAUGAGCAAUUGAGGUCUAAGUUUCAGUCCUUUCAAUCCCUAGUUCUGCAAUAUCUCACUCCUAAUGCUCAGGCUCGUCUUCAACAGCCACAACCACAACCACAGCCACAGCCACAACAGCCAAACCCUACUCAACAAAACUCUGAAAUCCCUCCACCUCAUUCUCAACAACAAAAUAAUGAAGAGGACGAUAAUCUAAAUGAAGAAUCUUCUCCUAAUUAUGAAGAUUAUUAG
Messenger RNA from Vigna unguiculata (cowpea), 1305 nucleotides. The record is from RefSeq and is a predicted model, not a curated record. NCBI's taxonomy places the organism in Eukaryota, Viridiplantae, Streptophyta, Magnoliopsida, Fabales, Fabaceae.